AUGAUACAGGGGGCCGACCGUAGAUCUGGGGGAUGUAUAAUGAUGUUACAGGUGGCCGACCGUAGAUCUGUGGGAUGUAUAAUGAUGAUACAGGGGGUCGACCGUAGAUCUAUGGGAUGUAUAAUGAUGAUACAGGUGAACGACCGUAGAUCUGUGGGAUGUAUAAUGAUGUUACAGGUGACCGACCUUAGAUCUGUGGCCGACCGUAGAUCUGUAGGAUGUAUAAUGAUGUUACAGGUGAACGACCGUAGAUCUGUGGGAUGUAUAAUGAUGAUACAUGGGGCCGACCUUAGAUCUGUGAGAUGUAUAAUGAUGGUACAGGUGGCCGACCGUAGAUCUGUGGGAUGUAUAAUGAUGUUACAGGUGAACGACCGAAGAUCUGUGGGAUGUAUAAUAAUGAUACAUGGGGCCGACCUUAGAUCUGUGAGAUGUAUAAUGACGAUACAGGUGAACGACCGUAGAUCUGUGGGAUAUAUAAUGAUGAUACAGUUGGCCGACCUUAGAUCUGUGGGAUGUAUAAUGAUGUUACAGGUGAACGACCGUAGAUCUGUGGGAUGUAUAAUGAUGUUACAGGUGACCGACCGUAGAUCUGUGGGAUGUAUAAUGAUGUUACAGGUGGCCGACCGUAAAUCUGUAGGAUGUAUAAUGAUGAUACAGGGGGCCGACCUUAGAUCUGUGGGAUGA
Messenger RNA from Ruditapes philippinarum (Manila clam), 684 nucleotides. RefSeq lists its product as uncharacterized. NCBI's taxonomy places the organism in Eukaryota, Metazoa, Mollusca, Bivalvia, Venerida, Veneridae. The transcript has 4 exons. The record is from RefSeq and is a predicted model, not a curated record. Bases 1 to 684 code for a protein of 227 amino acids.